GAUUGGGUUUUGCCAUGUUGGCUAGCCUAGUCUUGAACUCCUGACCUCCACCCACCUCGGCCUCCCAAAGUGUUGGGAUUACAGGCAUGAGCCAUGCCGCCUGGCCAACAAGUCCCCUUUCUUAACCUCUUUCUGCCUCAGUCGACUCACCUGGAAAACAGAGCACCUACCUCCUUCAAAUGAGAAGAGAAUUAAAGGAGUAUAAGGCCAUCAGAACAGUACCUGGCACAAGGGAGGCUAUGGAAGUGCUUGUUGAAUAAAAAAAAAAUGGCUUCAUCUCUGGCCUAGUCCCAAAGGUUUGGGUUCUUGCCAUUGCCACCCAGAGAGCCCUGGGUGGAGGCCCUGCUGACAUUGAAGAGUGCUUGCCCUCCUCCCCUCAAUGCGGUAGACACUUUCCAAAACUACGUCAUCCUCACUCCAGUGGGACAAUGGAAGUCUUGGUGUACCUCAUUCCCAAGAUGAGGGAACAGGCUCUGAGAGGACCACAUCUCCAGCAAGUGACACGCUGGGACCAAGGCCAGUCCUGUCUGCCUCCUAGACUAGGCGUGAGUGAGGACCGGCCUGAGUACGGCCCACCUGCUUCCUCCCCCGUUUAGAGCUUGGGCUGGAGCUGUCCUGGCCAGUGCUGUCUGCCUCACCAGGCUGCAUGAGCCACAAGCUGCCACUUCCUGGAGCUUGGUGGCCCUGCCCUCGACGGCCUUUCUGGUGGUCGUGAAGGCUCCAUGAAAGUUGUUAACACCUGCAUGGCAGUGAGGCCAACCUUCCCCACUUGAUCUGUUUCAGCUCUGGCUGCGCUACUGCAUCGUGUGCUUCUGUCCAAGAGGCAGAGAGACCGAAACUAUCUGCUGCCGCCUGGAUUCUCCCAGAGCUUGCCUGGAACACCAGCUCAGGUCCUCACGCGCCAUCCUGCGGGUGCAGCCCAGAACUGUCUUCUGAGGAAGAGGUGCUCUCCUGGGACCCCACUGUCCCCAGGCCUCAGCAAGGCAAGUGAGGUGCUGCUGUCAUCCAGGCUGGACAGUUCAGUGAUUUGCCUGAGGCUCCACAGCAGAGUUCAACUGGAGACAGAGAAACCAGCUAGAGGCAGAGGGAGGUAACACAGAGUCCCCCAGAAAGGUCUGGGCUGCACGUGCUUCAGGUAACCUCCCUUGACCUUCAGGAGAACGGGAAGGCUGCCUGAUCAGACAAUCUCUGAAGAAGAUUCUGUGGCUACAGGCUUCUGCAGAGUGUGAAGGAGACCCCGGUUAUUUCCUCAGCUGUUUUCACCAAAUCCUCCCGUCUUUCGUGGCCAACACCCCAGGCAAGGCUUGGGGCCCCCGUCUGCUGCUGGACGCAGAGCCAUGAAGAAGAAGUUAGUGGUGCUGGGCCUGCUGGCCGUGGUCCUGGUGCUGGUCAUUGUCGGCCUCUGUCUCUGGCUGCCCUCGGCCUCCGAGGAACCUGACAACCAUGUGUACACCAGGGCUGCCGUGGCUGCGGAUGCCAAGCAGUGCUCGGAGAUUGGGAGGGACGCACUGCGGGACGGUGGCUCUGCGGUGGACGCAGCCAUUGCAGCCCUGUUGUGUGUGGGGCUCAUGAAUGCUCACAGCAUGGGCAUCGGGGGUGGCCUCUUCCUCACCAUCUACAACAGCACCACGCGAAAAGCUGAGGUCAUCAACGCCCGCGAGGUGGCCCCCAGGCUGGCCUUUGCCAGCAUGUUCAACAGCUCGGAGCAGUCCCAGAAGGGGGGGCUGUCAGUGGCGGUGCCCGGGGAGAUCCGAGGCUAUGAGCUGGCACACCAGCGGCAUGGGCGGCUGCCCUGGGCUCGCCUCUUCCAGCCCAGCAUCCAGCUGGCCCGCCAGGGCUUCCCCGUGGGCAAGGGCUUGGCAGCAGCCCUGGAAAACAAGCGGAUCGUCAUUGAGCAGCAGCCUGUCUUGUGGUAUGUGUUCUGCCGGGAUGGAAAGGUGCUUCGGGAGGGGGAGAGACUGACCCUGCCGCGGCUGGCUGACACCUACGAGACGCUGGCCAUCGAGGGUGCCCAGGCCUUCUACAACGGCAGCCUCACGGCCCAGAUUGUGAAGGACAUCCAGGCGGCCGGGGGCAUUGUGACAGCUGAGGAUCUGAACAACUACCGUGCUGAGCUGGUCGAGCACCCGCUGAACAUCAGCCUGGGAGACGCGGUGCUGUACAUGCCCAGUGCGCCGCUCAGCGGGCCCGUGCUGGCCCUCAUCCUCAACAUCCUCAAAGGGUACAACUUCUCCCGGGCAAGCAUGGAGACCCCUGAGCAGAAGGGCCUGACGUACCACCGCAUCGUAGAGGCUUUCCGGUUUGCCUACGCCAAGAGGACCCUGCUUGGGGACCCCAAGUUUGUGGAUGUGACUGAGGUGGUCCGCAACAUGACCUCCGAGUUCUUCGCUGCCCAGCUCCGGGCCCAGAUCUCUGAUGACACCACUCACCCGAUCUCCUACUACAAGCCCGAGUUCUACACGCCGGAUGACGGGGGCACUGCUCACCUGUCUGUUGUCGCAGAGGACGGCAGUGCUGUGUCCGCCACCAGCACCAUCAACCUCUACUUUGGCUCCAAGGUCCGCUCCCCUGUCAGCGGGAUCCUGUUCAAUAAUGAAAUGGACGACUUCAGCUCUCCCAGCAUCACCAACGAGUUUGGGGUGCCCCCCUCACCUGCCAAUUUCAUCCAGCCAGGGAAGCAGCCGCUCUCGUCCAUGUGCCCGGCGAUCAUGGUGGGCCAGGACGGCCAGGUCCGGAUGGUGGUGGGAGCUGCUGGGGGCACACAGAUCACCACGGCCACUGCACUGGCCAUCAUCUACAACCUCUGGUUCGGCUAUGACGUGAAGCAGGCCGUGGAGGAGCCCCGGCUGCACAACCAGCUUCUGCCCAACGUCACGACAGUGGAGAGAAAUAUUGACCAGGCAGUGACUGCAGCCCUGGAGACUCGGCACCAUCACACCCAGAUCGCGUCCACCUUCAUCGCUGUGGUGCAAGCCAUCGUCCGCACGGCUGGUGGCUGGGCAGCUGCCUCGGACUCCAGGAAAGGCGGGGAGCCUGCCGGCUACUGAGUGCUGCAGGAGGACAAGGCUGACAAGCAAUCCAGGGUCAAGAUACUCACCAGGACCAGGAAGAGGACUUUGGGGGACGGGCUUUCCCUGUGAGCAGCAGAGCAGCACAAUAAAUGAGGGCACUGUGCCAGGCUCCAGGCGGCCUCCCUGGCCUGGCUCCCCACUC
Messenger RNA from Nomascus leucogenys (northern white-cheeked gibbon), 3213 nucleotides. It is a transcript of the gene GGT1, whose product is annotated as gamma-glutamyltransferase 1. NCBI's taxonomy places the organism in Eukaryota, Metazoa, Chordata, Mammalia, Primates, Hylobatidae. Gene Ontology annotation, molecular function: glutathione gamma-glutamate hydrolase. The record is from RefSeq and is a predicted model, not a curated record. Gene Ontology annotation, biological process: regulation of immune system process; peptide modification; regulation of inflammatory response. Gene Ontology annotation, cellular component: plasma membrane. The transcript is spliced from 16 exons. The coding region runs from base 1338 to 3047 and encodes 569 amino acids.